This is a messenger RNA of Scedosporium apiospermum, 1758 nucleotides long. RefSeq names its product Asparagine--tRNA ligase, cytoplasmic. The transcript has 2 exons. Gene Ontology annotation, cellular component: cytoplasm. The record is from RefSeq and is a predicted model, not a curated record. Gene Ontology annotation, biological process: asparaginyl-tRNA aminoacylation. The coding region runs from base 1 to 1758 and encodes 585 amino acids. Gene Ontology annotation, molecular function: asparagine-tRNA ligase activity; ATP binding; nucleic acid binding. NCBI's taxonomy places the organism in Eukaryota, Fungi, Ascomycota, Sordariomycetes, Microascales, Microascaceae.
AUGGCUGCCCCGCAAGAACUCGCAGACCGCACCAAGAUGGAGGACAAGAAGGUCUACGUCGACACCGAUGCCGGUGCGGACGACGAAACCGCCGACGGCUCUGAACAGAAGCCCUAUAAGUCCCUGGCCUACGCGUACAUCCAGAACUUCGAGAAGCCCGCCCCCGCGUACCUCACGCGCGCGUCCGUAACCGGCCCCGGUGAGGACGAGACAGCCCGCCUUGCCUGGAAGGAUCCCCCGAAGAGUGCCGUGAAGAAGGCCCAAGGUGCCCUCGAUUCGCAUAAGAAGAAGGUUGCGAAGCAGCGACAGCUUGCGGCUGCGGAGGAAGAGAAGAAAAAGCAUAAACUCCAGGCGCUGGAGGACGCGAAGAAGAUUGUCUUGAAGGAGGACGAGACCCUCCCUAAGGCUAUUAAGAUCAACAUUGGCAACCAGGAUGUUGAGCUUGGUGAUACUGAGAAGAAGGGAACCCGGGUCAAGGUCUACGGCAGGAUUCACAGGUUGCGACCGCAGAAGCACGCGACUUUUAUUACUCUCAUCGAUGGCCAUGGACAUCUCCAGUGCAUUCUCCCUGCUGGUGAUCUGACCAAGAACUACGAUGCUCUGCAGUUCGCCCAGGGAACAUCACUCCUACUCUUUGGUGAGCUGAAGAAGGUGCCCGAGGGCCAGUCCGCGCCGGACGGUCGUGAGCUUCACGUUGAUUACUAUGAGGUGAUCGGCUCGGCGCCCUCCGAGGAGGAUGCCAUUACCAACAAGGUUUCCUCGUCCCAGAACCAGUGGGACGCCCAAAUGCUUGACAACAGGCACCUCGUGCUCCGUGGCGACAACGCGUCGGCGAUCAUGAAGAUCAGGGCGGCGACCGAAUGGGCGUUUGCCAAGGUUUACAAGGACAUGAAGUUUGUCAAGGUUUCUCCCCCCGCACUUGUGCAGACCCAAUGCGAGGGCGGAGCUACCCUCUUCAGCCUUCCCUACUACGACGAGACCUCCUACCUCACUCAAUCCUCGCAGCUCUAUCUCGAGACCGUCCUCCCUAGCCUCGGCAACGUGUACUGUAUCGAGAAGUCGUUCCGUGCUGAGAAGAGCUUGACCCGUCGCCAUCUCUCCGAGUAUACCCACAUCGAGGCGGAGCUGGAUUUUAUCCACUUUGACGACCUCCUAGACCACAUCGAGGAUAUCAUCUGCCGUGUCAUCGACAACGUUCUUGAAGACCCCACCAUUGCCCCUCUCAUCAAGGAGCUCAACCCCGACUUCAAGAAGCCCGAGAGGCCAUUCAUGCGCAUGAAGUAUAGCGACGCCAUCGACUGGCUCAACGCCCAAGACCCACCCAUCCCCAACGAAGACGGAAACCCCCACGUGUUCGGCGACGACAUCGCCGAGGCCGCCGAGCGGAGGAUGACGGACAUCAUCAACAAGCCCAUUCUCCUCACCCAUUUCCCCGUCGAGAUCAAGGCGUUUUACAUGAAGAAGGACCCGAGCGACUUGAGGGUCACUGAGAGUGUUGAUGUGCUCAUGCCUGGUGUCGGAGAGAUUGUUGGUGGCUCGAUGAGGAUGGAGGGGUAUGAGGAGCUUUUGGAGGCGUAUAAGAAGCAGGGUAUUCCUGCUGAGGAUUACUACUGGUACACCGACCAGCGAAAGUACGGCACUUCCCCCCAUGGUGGUUACGGAUUAGGUCUGGAGCGAUUCUUGGCCUGGAUGGCUAACCAGCACACCGUCCGCACGACAUGUUUGUAUCCCCGCUACAUGGGUCGCUGCAAGCCUUAA